Ostrinia furnacalis (Asian corn borer) is the source of this 739-nucleotide messenger RNA. RefSeq lists its product as uncharacterized. The transcript is spliced from 2 exons. NCBI's taxonomy places the organism in Eukaryota, Metazoa, Arthropoda, Insecta, Lepidoptera, Crambidae. The record is from RefSeq and is a predicted model, not a curated record. The coding region runs from base 191 to 691 and encodes 166 amino acids.
UGUCAAUCAGCUGUCUGCUAGUUUGACAACAAAAAAUGGUUGUUGUUUGUUUACAAUAAAUGUAUUUUACUGUUGUUUUCAAGUUACAUAGCUUAAUUUAAUGUUAGUAUUUGAGAAAAAAAAUGCGCAGAAUAAGAUUUAUGCUUUCUUUUAAUGACUUGAUAUUCUAACUUAUGCUAAAACCAGGAUCAUGGCAUGUAAUCUCAGCCCUGAGGUCAAAAAAGUCAUACUGAGGGUUCUGGAGUUCUGCAAGGAAGAAAAAAUGAACCGCACAACCAUAAUACCAUUAGCUAAAGUGAAUUUGCGUGUGGCGACUGCAACAGGGGUUUCCAUACACACAGUAUCAAACAUUAUUAGAGAUGCAAAAAUAGCAGCAGCCACUGGCACAAAAAUUGGAGCAGAAAAGAAGAGGAAACCAAGAAAUGACAAACUUAUAUUUAGUGACUUUGACCUAGACCUAAUUAGAGACAUAAUUAAGGACUAUUGUUUGGAACAUAAUGAAAUGCCAUCAAUAAAAAAACUGCUACCUCUGGUUAGAAAGCAAAUAGGAUACACAGGGGGCCAUGAAACUCUUAGAAAAGCUGUCAAGCAGAUUGGUUUUACAUAUUCCAGGGUAGCUAAAAACGAGUGGGCUACAAUAAAUGAAUCUGUAACUUUACUCCAUGCAGAACAUGAUUAUACUUUAAGUUAAAUAUGUGUUACUUGGUUUGGUUUAUGUUUCUUGAAUGCUGCUGUUUAU